AUGAAAAGCCUUUUAUUGAUAGGUUUGAGUUCAGAAAAUCAUCCAAAUGAAUUGAACAAAGACCCCAACAAUGUUCAGUAUGCAAGUAAUGCCUCGUGGGCUGCAAUAUCCCAUUAUCCAGCUUUGCAGCAUUUGAAGAACAAAUUUGUACUUCAUGGAUUAUUGAACUCAAAUGAAGAGAAAGGCAAAAAGAUUGCAAAGAUUCUAGAACACUCAGACCCUAAUUUAAAAAUUUAUCGUUCAGAAGAAGAAGUGGUUCAGAAUCACAAGGAUAUUGAUAUUGCAGUUGUAAGUGUUAAUGUACGCUAUCAUUUUAAAAUUAUCAUGAACUUAAUAGAUUCACCUAUGUUAAUAUAUUCUGAAUGGCCUUUAGCAAAGUCGUUAAAUGAGUCGGAAACAAUUUUGUCCUCGAGGAAGAAUAAUGCUAAAUCAACUAUUGUGGGCCUUCAAUCUAGAAAAGCUCCUCAGAUUUUAAUGGCUAAACGUCUUAUUGAGUCUGGUGCGUUAGGAAGAGUUCUCAGAACAAGGGCUAUAGGGUAUUGUGGUGCUAUUUUUAAUGGUCAAAUUCUUGAGGGUAGUGAAGAUUUUUAUUUAAAUCCUGAGAAUGGUCAUACUCUUUUCAGUAUACCUUUCGCUCACUUGUUUGAUGCUAUAAUGUACACCCUUGGGUCAUAUCCUAAGAAACUUUUCGCUGAAAUUUUAAAUAGAAAUCCUGAGUAUGUUGAGGUUAAUAAAGAGGGGAUUGCCACAGGGAGAGUAAAAAAGAAUGAAAGUCCAAAUGACGUACUUGUUGCAGGUACAUUUGAAAAUGAUGUGACUGUAUCUGUGAAUGCCAUUCCCGGUGUACCGCUUUGUAAAGAAUCGCCAGGACUAAAGUGGGAGAUUUUUGGGACCGAAGGGUACAUCCUAAUUGAAUCACAAUCGUGUUUUGUGGAAUUGAAUAAACUAACACUAAAAUAUUUUGAUCAGAAUGGGAAUAUGACAUUUUCCGAUAUGAAAGACUACAAUCCUUUUGCACAGAAUGUGGCACAAAUGUACGAAGCGAUUGAACCAAACCAUGAAGCACAAAGGUUCGCAUUUUCCGGAGUACCAACUUUUAAAGAUGCAGUAAUUUUACACAGAAUCCUUGAUAAGCUCAUGUUAUCUUCAACUGAAGGAGUUGUGAAUUUCACAGAAGAUGAUUUUUACAAAUUCUAA
Debaryomyces hansenii CBS767 is the source of this 1197-nucleotide messenger RNA. Its product is annotated as Gfo/Idh/MocA family protein. Gene Ontology annotation, molecular function: nucleotide binding. The record is from RefSeq and is a predicted model, not a curated record. NCBI's taxonomy places the organism in Eukaryota, Fungi, Ascomycota, Pichiomycetes, Serinales, Debaryomycetaceae. The transcript has a single exon. The coding region runs from base 1 to 1197 and encodes 398 amino acids.